AUGUCAGUGAUUAUUCCGAGGAAUAAAGUCAUCGCAGUUAAAGAAACCAGCACUUAUGAGACUGUAAUUGAUCAUCAGACCAAUGCAGAUUUCUGUGUAUAUGAAGGGGACAUGCGUCGCAAUCAGGGGAACCACUUUUUAGGGAAAUUUCAGCUUACGAGCUUACCUCCUAAGCUCAAAGAGCUCAAUGUAGUUCAUGUUAUCAAUGAGCCAACAGCUGCUGCUAUGGCUUAUGGAAUUAACCUUGAACCAAAGAGUAAAAGCAAAAUUGAAACAACGAAGAAUGUCUUAAUCUUUGACUUGGGGGGUGGGACAUUUGAUGUUUCCUUGGUUUCCAUUGAAGGGGGCGAAUUCAGGGUGAAAGCAGUAAGUGGGGACACCCACCUUGGUGGAGGGGACUUCGAUAACAGAUUGGUUGGCCAUUUUGUCGACGGGGUUAAGAGGAAGCAUAAGAAAGAUAUCAGUAAUGAUCAAAGAGCUCUUGCAAAAUUAAAGGUUGCUUCGGAAAGAGCUAAAAGGGUCCUGUCAAUGAACUUCCAAAUUAUCUUGUUGGGAAUUAAAAUUCUACUGAAAUUUAAUUUUGAUGAUAUUGGAAAAAACAAUUGCUUACCAUUUGAAAUUUUUAGGAAUUGUUCCAAGUUGUUUGGGUAA
Messenger RNA from Beta vulgaris subsp. vulgaris (sugar beet), 651 nucleotides. RefSeq names its product heat shock 70 kDa protein-like. The transcript has 2 exons. The coding region runs from base 1 to 651 and encodes 216 amino acids. Lineage: Eukaryota; Viridiplantae; Streptophyta; Magnoliopsida; Caryophyllales; Amaranthaceae. Gene Ontology annotation, molecular function: misfolded protein binding; ATP binding; ATP hydrolysis activity. Gene Ontology annotation, biological process: protein refolding; cellular response to unfolded protein. The record is from RefSeq and is a predicted model, not a curated record. Gene Ontology annotation, cellular component: cytoplasm.